This is a messenger RNA of Onychomys torridus (southern grasshopper mouse), 2482 nucleotides long. RefSeq names its product BCL2 interacting protein 5 (gene Bnip5). Lineage: Eukaryota; Metazoa; Chordata; Mammalia; Rodentia; Cricetidae. Bases 88 to 2133 code for a protein of 681 amino acids. The transcript has 12 exons. The record is from RefSeq and is a predicted model, not a curated record.
UGAGCCCCUGUGAAUAUUGUCACAACAGCAGUUUCUUCACGGAGGCACAGGAACCGACCCUCGAAGGACUUCUACCUAACAGGGGCCAUGCCCCGCUUCAAGAAUCCCAACCCAGGGAUGUCCCGGGACAGCAGCGACUUCUGUGGUCUCAGCCCCGUGGAGACCCCGAGGGGCCCAAGGAAGCCCCCCAAAGAUAAGAGAGCCCAAUCCUUGGACCGGCAGGAUCCCAAGAAGGACUCUGAGUCUUUGAACUCCAAGCCACCCUCCGGGUCCACUCACAGGAAGGCGCUUCGUCGGACGGCCAGCGAUGGGGCCAGAGCUUCUGGGAGCCCAUGUCACUUUGCAGAGACCCAGGGAGCUGUGGCCCCAGCCCUCCCUCUGGGAGAGGAGAGUGAAUUUCUCCCCUGUGAGCAGGGACCCCCAGAAGACACCAAGAAAGAGAAGGCCCCGAAGCAAGGCCAGCAGAGCUGGAUGAGUGUGUUGCUGAGUGUCUUACUCCUAAGGGUUGGUCUGGAGGAGCCCAGAGAAAAGGCCAGCAGGAAGUCAAAGGGGAAAGGGGAGAUGAGCAAACACCCAGAGGCAGCCGAGGAGCCGGGCCUCAGGAAGAAGUCUCAGGAGAAGAAGGCCGGUCGCAAGAAACACAGUCACUGGAAGCCUGCUGCUGAAGAACCCACAGGGCCCCGGAACUCAGAGGCAGACGGCCAAGAGGUCAUACCGCCCAGCUUGGCUACCUCACACACCGAGGAGGCAGACCUGGGGCUGAUCCGCAGGGGGAGACCAGAUUCUGGAGCCCCCCAGGCCUUGCCUGCAGAGGGAGGCUGUGCUGGAUCCUCAGAGAAUUCUGCCCAAGCUGCGGGUCCCCCAUCAGAAGAGGACCCCCAGAAACCUGACCAGGAUGAACUCAUCUGGAAGAUAGUGGAAUUGCUCAAGGAGGCAGGGGACCGUUUAGAGGAAGAGCAAGUGCAAAUCCCUCAGCCGGAAGUAGCUCCCCGAAAGGCAACGCCGCCCCCCAGGAAGAAAUCCCAGGAAAAGAGGUCCAGUUUGAAGAAAGCCUUGUCCCUCAAGAGGCUUGCCCCCGAGGAACCCAAGAGAGUGGGUGCAGCCACUGCCCUUGGCCCAGAAACCCGGCCCAAGAGGCCCAGCUUCCUACCCCUGUGUAUUAGUAGCCAGCGACCUUCCACCUCCAGCAUCCAUGACUCAGAGGAGCCCGGAUUCCAGGAGGCCCUGUCUGUAGACGGUGUGUGUUCACAUCCCUCUGAACUUCACACCACCCCAGCUGACGGUCAGGGACCCACAGAGAAGCCGCCGAGGGACAGAGCCUGGGAAUCCAGAGAAUUCAGGCGGAAGAUCCUGGCCCUACUCCAAAAUGCAGAGGAACAGAAGGGAGAGCAGCCAGCUCAAGUCCAGGAGGCAGAGGAGGCUGGAGAAAACCCUGCCCCAGCCUGCAAGGUGAAGUCACAUGGGAAGAAGUCCAACCUCCGACGGGCCUUUUCCCUCAGAAAACACGGUUCCAAGGAUCCCAAGAGGACAGAGGCUUUGAGGUCUCCGGGUGCUGCCAGCCCGGAGGCCCGGCCACCCAAACGGCACAGCUUCCUGCCCAUGUGUGUCAGUGGCCACAGAGCUUCCAUCUCCAGCGGCCCAGGAGACCUGGAGUUCCAGAAGCUGAAGGCUGCAGGAGGAGAACCAGCUGGGUCCCCAGAGGUGCCUGUCCAGAACAGAAGCCACACGCCAGACGAGCAGCCUCUACCAGAGGGAGCCUGGGAAUCUAAGGAGUCCGUCAUCCACAAGUUGGUGGAAGGUCUCCAAGAGGUGGACAGCGAGCUAGGGAGGCAGAUCCGGCAGUACCCCAGCUUCAGGAAUUUUUUUAAUGAGUUCUCAGAUGCCUCCCUCAGGAAGCUGGUGGCCACUUUAGACAGACAGAAGACCCGCCUCUCGGAGGAAGACAGGCGCCUGGUCAACAGACCCCCACCGUGCGCCUUUGGCUCACUCAACAGGUUUGCCGCCAACCACAGCUGUGCCAUCUGCACCCUCAUGCAGUCCAGAGGCCAAUACAGGGGGCACAGUUACGCCCACUUCCUGUCCAGGAAGGCCCAGCAGAACAUCACGAGUCUGGCUGGUCAGAGUCCAGACUGAAGGCCGCCGCAUCUCAUACCCCAAGUUCUUUGGGACUAGCCAGUAGCCACCAGCUUUGGCAUGGAGACCCAGAAGACAAACAGGACAACCUGGUCUGUGCUUCCCAAACACGCCUGGAGAUGGACAAUGACACUCUGCGCAGUCGGCACUCUCUGGACCCAGAGGCCAACUGGGGGUGGGCACUGGGUUAGGGUUGGGAGAGCGGGCUCCAUCCACUGAACCUGAGGAGAGGUCUCACCUCUGCAUCUCUCCAUUCCACUGUCAUGAAGGCUGACUGACACCUGCCAGAUCCAGCUUUCAAUGAGUAUUAUCGUGUGUGUGUGUGUGUGUGUGUGUGUGUGUGUGUGUG